UGGCUGCUGUUUCAGUACACCACCACCACCACCGCCGCUGGACCCCACUUCGCCGCAAAAUCCCUCGCGCCGCCGCGCAAGCCGCCAAGGGAGGGGGGCCCUCGUCUCGGGCGCGCAUCCCCAGACGGCGGUGACGCCGUCAGUGGCAGUGGCCCGUAAAUAAGCCCGUCGUCCUCGCCGAUUCCGUUUGCUCCCAACCGCUCUUUCGUACUCGCCAUUUGGUUUCGCUGAUUCCGCUCUCCCUCCUCUCGGCCUCUCCCUCCCGGGCGCGCCGGCGACUCGCCGCGUCGGGCCGGCCGGCCGGCCGACCGCCGCGAGGGAGGAAUAGCCCUAGGGCCACGAGGAGCCGACGGGGCUUCGCUGCUUCGGCCCAUGACGUCGUGCGGGUGCCUGGUGCUCGAGAAGGUGGAGGACCACGGCGGCGAGGCGGCGGCGAGGGGGAGAGGGAGGCUCGCGCAGGCCGGCGGCUGCGGAUCGUGCGCGGGGGAGUGGAGGAGCCGUUCGGAGACCAUGUUCCCCAUCUACGUGAUGGGGAGCUCGCGGGCGAGUUCCGCGGCGGUGGUCCGGGGCAUAGUCGACGCCGCCGAGGACCCCAUAUGGGAGGCCGUCAAGUCGGAGGCCAAGUCUGAGGCUGAAAAGGAGCCUAUUUUAAGUAGCUUCUUGUACGCCAGCGUACUAUCUCAUGAUUGUCUCGAGAGGGCGUUGAGUUUCGUCCUUGCAAACAGGCUCGAAGAUCCAACAUUGCUGGCAACUCAGCUAAUAGACAUUUUCAAUGAUGUCAUGAUGAACAACAAAGAGAUACGUCGUUCUAUUCGCCUUGAUGCUCAGGCAUUUAAAGACCGAGAUCCUGCGUGUGCACAAUACAGUUGGGCAUUGUUGUACCUGAAGGGUUAUCAUUCGUUGCAAUCCUAUAGGAUAGCCCAUGUAUUAUGGAAUCAAGGGCGUAAAGUUCUGGCAUUGGCACUACAGAGCCGUAUCAGUGAGGUUUUUGCAGUGGAUAUACACCCAGCUGCAAGAAUUGGGGAGGGAAUAUUGCUGGAUCAUGGAACAGGUCUAGUUAUUGGUGAAACUGCCGUUGUUGGAAACUGGGUUUCAUUAAUGCAGGGUGUUACACUUGGUGGUACUGGCAAGGAAAAUGGAGAUAGGCACCCCAAGAUUGGUCAGGGGGCUCUUCUUGGAGCUGGUGCUACUAUCCUUGGCAACAUAAAUGUAGGUGAGGGAGCCAUGAUUGCCGCUGGUUCCCUUGUUUUAAAGGAUGUUCCUCCCCACAGUAUGGCAGUAGGAAACCCUGCAAAGGUCGUUGGCUAUAAAGAGAAGGAAGACCCUUCUUUAAGUAUGAAGCAUGAUGCCAGGAGAGAUUACUUUGAGCAUGUUGCCAUCAGUUUUUCAGAUGACAGAGCUAAUGGAAGCGUUGUGAAGUGAAAAGGUUCAAUUACAUACCUUAGGCGCUUCUACCCAGAGGACAACACUGGAAUACUGGAUAUCUGAUUAUGCAAGGGUGCUUCUCUUUUUUGCCCAGGCACCCAAGGUCCUGAAGCUCCCCAUCUAUAUUUCCCUGUGGCCUUGGGCCGCUGUAAUAAUGUGAUGUUAUUUGUCUGGUUAACUUGUUAGGACUGGAAAAUUCUCUAGAGACUAACAGAGCAGCGACUAUGCACUUCAGCCUUUUCUUUUCUGAAUGUCAGUAGCAUACUAGCAAGCAGUAUUUCUUCAGUACCAGCAUUUAGGUAAAGAUGUUUUUCUUUUAUGUGUAAUCCAUCAGAAAAACGUUACACCGCCCAUGGGGUGAUGAAAAAAGGAGGCAAAUAAGCCAUCAAUUAUUCUCUGGUUCA
This is a messenger RNA of Oryza brachyantha (malo sina), 1829 nucleotides long. RefSeq names its product probable serine acetyltransferase 2. Lineage: Eukaryota; Viridiplantae; Streptophyta; Magnoliopsida; Poales; Poaceae. The transcript is spliced from 10 exons. Gene Ontology annotation, molecular function: L-serine O-acetyltransferase activity. The coding region runs from base 373 to 1422 and encodes 349 amino acids. The record is from RefSeq and is a predicted model, not a curated record. Gene Ontology annotation, cellular component: cytoplasm; cytosol.